AUGGUUAAUAAGGCCAAAAAACGUAAAACUUCUCUCUCAAGGGCUCCAUUGAGGAUUGCCUAUGAUGAAGAUUUACAAUUUAGGGCACACAUGGACUCCGUGAUUGACGAACUCUUCAAAACCAUCGCAGCUUUGGCUUCCGCUGAUUCAAAUGCGGAAUCUCUGAGCUUUGACGAAUUUUAUAAUGCUACAAUGCGAAUUGGUAUCAAGAUACAAAAGAUGGAACUAGAAAGGGUGCUAAGGUGUACUCUACAUGGAAGUAGACACCCGGACAUACUCAAGGAAUACAAUCUAGAACUCAAAAGGACGGUUGAUGGAAAAAAUAUCGUUGACAAAUGGGCUCAUAAGGAUGUUUACAAGGUACUCGAGGAGAAAAUUACAAGAGAAGUCAUAAAAGAACUCUUCCUAGGCUCCAAAUUGAGGUUGCACAAUGGAGCAAUUGUCUAA
Messenger RNA from Theileria equi strain WA, 447 nucleotides. RefSeq lists its product as hypothetical. The transcript has a single exon. Bases 1 to 447 code for a protein of 148 amino acids. The record is from RefSeq and is a predicted model, not a curated record. NCBI's taxonomy places the organism in Eukaryota, Apicomplexa, Aconoidasida, Piroplasmida, Theileriidae.